GAGCCCGGCAAACAGUUUCAGUCAGCGCAACCAUUCAGACGUGUGUGAAAACCGCGGAUUCCGCGGCCGACGCGCCGAUGUUAACAAGUUAAACGUGCCUUAAUUUAUUUUAAUUUAUUGUGAAAGAUUUUAUUUAUUUAUCCCGAUUCCGCCGCGGUGUAGUUGUUUUUAUAUUUUUAACUAUACAAAUUGAAAGUGAUUAUCGAAAGUGAAGGAUGUACUAUUGUUGACAGUGUUUGUUUACGUUACGCACUGUGGUCAACCGGUUGCGAAGUUUGACUUUAGAAAAACGGACUUUUUAAUCUGACAUAUUACACAUGAGCAAACACUGAAAGAAAGAAGGAAAAAAUGACAAAAAAGAAGGAAUCCGCGAGCACCAGCUCAGAAAAAACGAGUAAAUCCUCGAACGAAACGAAAUCAACGACCGAAUCAAAAUCCAGUGAAUCUUCAUCAAACCGCAAAUCAUCCCUCACGUCCAGGAUUCUGGGCUCUUUCUCUCGAGCAUCUUCCACUGCCAGUGUAGCCAGCCAGAAGGACUCCAAAAGUGCCACCGAUCGGAAAUUAUCCUUAGUCAAAAUCGAGUCAAUUGACGACGACGAUGAUCUGGCCAACUUGACGGUGCCGAAGACGAUCGAGUACACUGUCACCGAGCCAGCAACCCUUGUCGUCGAAAAAAAGGAUACCAGCCAGAAAACAAAGUCUAAGAAUGCCAAGACAAACAAGUCGGUCAUCGAGUCUGUUAAAAUGGUCGGCGGAAAGAUCAUCAAGACGACCAAAGCAAUGCAGUUCACUUUCGCGCGGCCUGACGAUGAUGACAACGACGAUGACGACUUCCAAGUAGAGAUCACCGAGAUUCCAUCCGAAGAGCGUCGGGCCUCUGUGGGAUCGACGCAUUUUUCCGAGCGCAAAAUGUCAGCCGAUUUUUCCGCAGAAUCAAAAUCGAAAGUCUUCCAGUCCUCAAAAUCCGACUCGCAGUCGAGUUUUUACUCCACUCAAGACAGCAGCACCGCGGACGAGCAAAAUGUACGGCUGGUCGGUGGGAAGCUGACGAAAACACCGUCGAAAGACUCUCAGUUGCAGUCUAAUUCCAAAGUGGAGGGGUCUGACAGUCAGUUGACGAGGACUUCAAGUCACCGCCUGAUCGAGAAGCAGUCCAGUCAAAAGUCGAUCCACGAGUCGUCACAGGAAUCGGUCAAGGAGUCUAAAGCAACCACCGUCCAGAAGAGUGGCUCUCGCACGUACAUAACAACCAAGACGACCAUCGGACCGGACGGAAAGGAGCGAACCGAGACUGUGGUUAAGAAAGAGGAGUUGCCACCAGAAUCGCAAACAACUUACUCGGAGAAGCAAGAAUCUAAGAAAGCCGAAAAUUUCUCGACUACCGGUCAAUCCAAUUUAAAGUUGACGACUGGUAGCGCAGAUGAUAAAUCUUACUCGGCACGGCUCCGGGCCAGCCUUGAAGACGAUUCUUCCGGAACGUCGAAGAACUCUGAACUUUCCUCGGUGAAAAUGGUGAAAACUGCUUCAGACUCGAGCUCGAAAACUUUCAAAACGGAGAAAGUUUUCGAGACGAGUGAUUCUAGAUCCUCUGUUUAUUCUGACUCCCAGUCUUUCAUCCAAAAUGAAAAAUCUGGAGUGACAGACAAGCUUAGCUCCACAACAACAACUGACACAUCUAACAAGGGAGCGUCUUCUGACACUGCCAUAAGAAGCAAAGAUGAUGUAAAUUACUACACUUCCGGAACUUCCUAUGUCACCACGACAACCACUGGCGCUAAACAGAGCCAGGAUACUUCCGGUGUGAGACUGGUCGGAGGAAAAAUAGUGAAGACAACCGAAAGCAAGGAUUACUUCAAUAAGAAAAUUGGCGAUGGUCUGGACAAGAAAUCCUCACGGUCCGCCGAAUCUCAGUCAAAUGCUCUUUCUAACCAGUCUGAUACUAUGUCCUCCAGUAAGCUUGUGUCGUCGAUCGAUAAAUCUGCCUCACACACGACUGAUUCUCUCUCGAAAGUGACAGACAAAACCGAGAGCAUGUCUUCUACCAAGCUUGUCUCGUCCGCAGACAAACAAAGCAUCUAUUCCACCAAGACAAACGUCUCCACGGAUAAAUUUGAAAACAUUCCAUCAAGUCAGCUUGUAUCAUCUAUUGACAAAACAGCCACUCACACGACUGAUUUUCCUGGUAAGUCAACGGUGGACACGAUGGAUGGAGUAUCCUCAAGUAAACUUGUAUCAUCCAUCGACUCUCAAUCUAAAAAUAUAUCGGAUAAGUCAGAAAGCUUUUCCACCAGUAAAUUUUCCUCCUCCAAGUCAGAAAUAAAAACUUCCAAGGUAGAUAGUUCCUCCACUGCGUAUUCUUCUGAUGUUUUCGACUUCUCCGACGAAAAUCUAGUGUGUACAUGUGAUCUCGGCGCUACACAUUCCACGAACGAUUUCAGCCACAAGGAUGAAAUUAGUUCAACGAAAUUUCUUAAAUCUGAAAAUUCGAAGACUUCUACAACCCAAUUUGUGUCAGGAGUCCCGGUUGGAUUUGAUCCUGCCCCUCUCGAUAUUCCAAAAUCUCCGAAGCAGCCCAAAUCCCCAACCACGAAACUUGUUGGCGGAAAACUUGUAAAACUUGGCGAGGACAAAGACUAUUUCAACAAAAAGAUAAGUGAGGGUGUCGAAAAGAAGGAGCUAAGAACAACAGACUCGAGUUCAAAAUUCGACGUAGAUGAGACCUCCGUCACAUACGUCACAGAUAAAUUCUCUUCAAAGCUAUCCUCGAGCUCAAUAGUUGACAAGCAGUCAAAGACCUUUGACAAAGAAACUAAUUCGUUCGGCACACGUCUCGUUGGUGGUAAGCUAGUAAAAGACUCUACUGAUGCAACUUACUACAACCAAAAAAUGACGGACGGAUUCGAAAAGAAGAUACAGGAUAGCACCAGCACCGACGAAUCAUACACUAAGGACUCCACCUAUACCGUCACUAGUGACUUUAUUUCACGUGAAUCAGAGAAACAGUUCGACCUUGGGCGUAAUGAUGUUACUUACACAUCCGAAAAAACAAUUCCAAGAAGUAAAAUCACCGAUGACACUUACUCUGUGAUCAAAACGCAAAAUGGAUCUAUUCCAACCUCAACGACAGAGAAAACAUAUAUUAUCGAUGCGUCCACGAACUCUCAAGAAGUCAAAAUGGUCGGCGGAAAAAUCGUCAAAAACGUUUCUGACAAGAAUUAUUAUAAUCAAAAGAUAACUGAUGGACUGAAAAAGAAGGAUAGCGAAAAAACUAAGACUGAUAGCACAACCUUUAAAACCCAGAAAGAUAUAUCUAGUCAUGACUUUACAAAAACUGAUUUUUCUUCUUCCAAUACAUUUACAACUCAAAAGUUUGAAGUAUCCGAUAUCAGUGAUAAGCAUGUUAGUGAUAAAACGUACGUGAAAACGCUCUCUAGUAAAGAAUUUCCGAUUUCUGGUUCACCCCAGGGGCCAGCCGAGCCUGGGCUCACAGUUAAAAUGGUCGGUGGAAAAUUAGUGAAAACCUUCGUGACACCCGAACCUCAGCCGAAGAAAAAGCCAGGCAGAGAACCAUCGCCAACCAAGUACUCGACCGACCAAACCUUCGCCGUUGAGUCUGAAACUAUUUCAUCCUAUAAACAGAAAGAGUUGAAAAACGGCGAUAUUAAGAAGUUCCCGCGUACUGAAACAACGACCAUUAUCAAGAACAUCGGUGAUACAACAGAUUAUAACAUCUCUACUGCAGAACUCAGAUCCACGACUAAGGAGCAGGUCAGCAAUUAUACAAGUAAAUACAUCAGCGAGUACGAUCAAGGGAGACCUCGGGACACAUCGCCGACGAAAAUCAGGAGAGACGACUCACCAUCCAAGUCCAAACCAAAAGAUUACUCCCCUCUGAAGGCGCGAGAUGUUUCGCCGACCAAAUCAAAACCAAGAGAUACAUCUCCCACAAAAUUAGGCAAAGACAAGUCCCCGAUAAGGUCCGUUUCGCAAAUAAGGCCUGACACAACGAUCACAUCUAAGACCACUGAUAAGAGGUCCGACUUUUCAUUGGACCGCUCCGAUACCACGGUAGUGUCCAGCAGCUUUGUCUCGGAGAACCUUUACAUCAAUGAUUACAAGAGCACAGACUCUGUAAAUCAGACAAAAUUGGUGACAUCAACGCCGAUCAAGCCAGGCCGGAAGGAGCCUACUGACAAAUCGCCCAAGGAUGAAGGACCGAAAAAGCCUUCUGAUAGGUCACCAACAACUACAAAACCGACCGUGAAGUCAACCAAAUCCACCACUGAAAUAACCGAAACAGGUCUGACCGUGAAAAUGGUCGGUGGAAAACUAGUGAAGACUUUCGUGACUCCUGAGCCAGCUCCGAAGAAAAAGCCAGAGCGAGAGCCCUCUCCGACCAAGUCACCAAAACCGAAACGUACGGAUACGCUCGACAAACCUGAAACCUACUCACCGACCGCUAUCCGCAAAGGAAGUUACACGAUCACCUCAACCGGGGAGAAGGUGGGUGACCGGCCGGUGGCGCUCGUUCCGAGGGACUACGACGUCGUCGACCGAAGUUACACGUCGGCGACGUCGGACACGUUCCAGGCGUCGACCAACUUCAAGACCGAGUCGCAAACCACGUACGCGACCAGCAAAGUCCUGAAGGAGAGCUUCGUCUACGACUCGCGCGGAAACGUCGUGAAGGUGACGAAGACCGAGUCGGUGCAGGACUUGAAACCGGAGACCGUUUCGCGCACCUCCGUCACGUCGGACGUGAAGGCGACGCGGCUGGUGGACGAGCGCGUCGUCGACAACCGCGAGACGUCCGUCACGAAAACGGUUCGGGACGACCGGAAAACGGUCGACAAGAAAACGGUUCGUGAUGACAAGAAGACGGUGCGAGAUGACAAGAAGACGACCAAAGUGACGGAGAAGACCGUCGUCAAGGAGCAGUGCAUUUGCGAGAUUUGCACAUGCGGACGACAUACAUGCACUCACGAGCCGGAGAACACAGGCCCGCCUCUGGACUGGAAGCCAGAGCCGGUGCCGAAAACCUCGCUGAAAAACGAGGCCUUCCACCCGUUCAAGCCCAACGAAGUGGAACGGCCCAAAAUCCAGCGCCUCAAUACAGAGCUGGAGCUGCCUCAGGGGGAAAUCGACCAAACUACAAACUACAAGAAGGACUACCCCGAGAAGCAUGCAGAACGUCAACCAAGAUAUCACAUGGAGGACCAUCUCCAUUUGGAGGGAGAAUACAAAGUCACGCGGAAACAGGAAUACACAGCGACAAAGGGUGAGAGAGCACCAGUUCGUAAACCAGAGGAUAAUUUACGACCUGAGGGUGAGUUCGAACGCCCGAAACCUGAGAAAUUUGGACCAGCAGAACGACCCAAACCAUUUAAGCCCUCAGACAACUUAAAGCCUGAAGGGGAGUUUGAACGUCCUAAACCUGAAAAAGUAGGACCAGGGGAGAGGGCUCCAAUUGUUAAACAUCCGGAUAACCUCCGGCCAGAAGGAGACUUCCAGCGGCCUGAGAAAGAUCAAUUUAAACCCGCUGAAAGGCCAAAACAAGUGAGGCCUUCGGACAACUUGAAACCUGAGGGUGACUUCGAUCGUCCAGAAAAGGAUAAGUUCCGGCCCGCUGAAAGGCCGAAACAAGUGAAACCAUCUGACAAUUUGAAACCUGAGGGUGACUUCGAUCGUCCAGAGAAGGAUAAGUUCCGACCCGCUGAAAGACCGAAGCAAGUGAAACCAUCUGACAACUUAAAACCUGAGGGUGACUUCGAUCGUCCAGAGAAGAAUAAAUUCCGGCCUGCUGAAAGACCGAAGCAAGUAAAGCCAACAGACAACUUGAAGCCUGAGGGUGAAUUCGAAAGACCUAAACCUGAGACAUUGGGCCCUGCAGAAAGGCCCAAACCAAUAAAACCAACUGACAAUCUAAAACCCGAGGGAGACUUUGAACGACCUGGAAAAGAUCAGUUCAAACCAGCUGAAAGGCCAAAACAAGUCAAACCGACGGAUAACUUAAAGCCUGAGGGUGAGUUUGAUCGGCCGGUAAAAGAAACUGCGCCCAAAAAAGGAGAGCGGGCUCCAGUCAAACGCCCGGAAGACAACUUGAAACCCGAAGGAGAAUUUUAUGGAGAAAGAGUUGUGACGAAAGUGGUCAAGGGUGAAAGAGCUGAAAUAAAACAUCACGAGGAUCAUCUGAAAACGGAGGGUGAAUUUUAUGGUAUCACCACGAAGCAAAUAGAAUUCACGGGUGAGCCUGGGGAGAGACCUAAUAUGAUUCGUAGGAAUACUUGGACAAAACUAGAGGGCGACAUGGAGAUCGAGACGACGAACAAAAGCGAAUUCAAGAAAUUCGACACAACAAGGACCACCAUCAUCAGAAGGCACACGGAUAAUCUCACCGUCGGCGAAGGAACAAUACAGAUUACCUCCCAGAACCGCGAGGAUUAUCCCGAGAGAAGAGUUGUAAAGCCAGAAAAACCUAAAAAACGGCCAGACAAUCUCAAGCCAGAUGGAGGUGAAUUCUACAGUGAAACCAGCUCCAUGCAAGCGUUCCAAGGACAGACUGUGACAUCAAGGGUAGAAAUCACACGACACAAAGAUAACCUAACGACUGAGGGUGAUAUUACGUUUAUCACAUCUAGUCAAACAGACUACACAGAGAAAUUACCAGAAAGAGAGACACCUAAACGUCGCCGCACGUGGACAAAACAAGACGGAGAAAGGUACUUUGAGACGACGAACACUCAAGAAUUUAAAACGUACGAGAAUAUCACUGACGUUAGGCAAACACAAAAACGACACCACGACAACUUAAAACCAGAGGGACCUUUCGAAGGAACUCCUCGUUCUAAAGAUGACUUUAAACCCGUGACAGCUGAGCGGCCUGUGCAAAAGAAGCCUCGAGAUAACUUAAAACCUGAGGGUGACUUCCAGCGUCCUGAAAAAGAAAAAUUCAAGCCAGCAGAGCGGCCAAAACAAGUAAAGCCAACUGACAACCUCAAACCGGAAGGUGAAUUCCAAAGACCGAGGAAAGAAGAGUUCAAACCAUCGGAACGACCAAAACCUGUGAAACCCAAUGAUAAUCUGAAGCCUGAGGGUGAUUUUGAGCGUCCAGAAAAAGACAAAUUCAAACCAGCUGACAGACCAAAACAGGUCAAACCUACGGAUAAUUUGAAACCUGAAGGAGAUUUUGAGCGACCUGAAAAAGGACAGUUUAGACCUGCGGAGAGACCAAAGCAAGUCAAGCCCACAGACAAUUUGAAACCGGAAGGUGAUUUCCAAAGGCCUGAAAAAGAUCAGUUCCGACCUGCAGAGAGACCAAAACAAAAGAAGCCCACUGACAAUUUGAGACCUGAGGGUGAUUUUGAACGUCCGGAAAAAGAUAAGUUCAGACCGGCUGAAAGACCGAAGCAGGUAAAACCCACAGACAAUCUGAAACCUGAAGGGGACUUCGAGCGACCUGAGAGGGAGCAGUUUAGACCCGCAGAAAGACCGAAACAAGUUAAACCCACCGACAAUUUAAAACCUGAGGGUGAUUUUGAAAGACCUGAAAAAGAUACGUUUAAGCCUGUUGAGAGGCCUUCACCGGUCAAACCUACCGACAACUUAAAACCCGAGGGUGACUUCCAACGCCCUGAAAAAGACCAAUUCAGACCCGCAGAAAGACCAAAGCAAGUUAAACCAUCUGAUAACUUGAAACCUGAAGGUGACUUCGAGAGACCAGAAAAAGACCAAUUUAGACCUGCCGAAAGACCGAAGCAAGUCAAACCCUCUGAUAAUUUGAAACCUGAGGGCGAUUUUGAGAGACCGGAAAAAGACCACUUUAGACCUGCCGAAAGGCCUGUUCCAGUAAAACCGUCCGACAAUUUGAAGCCGGAAGGUGACUUUGAAAGACCGGAAAAACGACAGUUUAAACCCGCAGAAAGACCAAAACAGGUUAAGCCCACGGAUAAUUUGAAACCCGAGGGUGACUUUGAACGGCCUGAGAAAGAUAAGUUCAAACCUGCCGAAAGACCAACUCCAGUUAAACCAAGUGAUAAUUUGAGGCCUGAAGGUGACUUCCAGCGUCCUGAAAAAGAGCAGUUCACACCUGCUGAAAGGCCAAAACAGGUAAAACCAUCUGACAAUUUGAAGCCAGAAGGUGAAUUUGAGAGGCCCGAAAAAGAUCACUUUAAGCCUGCUGAGAGACCGAAGCAAAUAAAACCAUCUGAUAAUUUAAAACCAGAGGGAGAUUUUGAGAGACCUGAAAGAGAGCAAUUCAAACCUGUUGAAAGACCCAAAGCUGUCAAACCAUCUGAUAAUCUGAAGCCUGAGGGUGAUUUUGAUCGUCCUGUAAAGGGACAAUUUACUCCAGCGGAGAGACCAAAACAGGUGAAGCCAAGUGACAAUCUGCGCCCUGAAGGGGAAUUUGAACGUCCUGAAAGGGACCAAUUCAAACCAGCGGAAAGACCCAAGCAGGUCAAACCCACAGACAAUCUGAAGCCUGAGGGUGAAUUUGAUAGGCCAGAAAAAGCACCAUUCACUCCAGGUGAACGACCAAAAGCAGUCAAACCUAGUGAUAAUUUAUAUCCGGAAGGAGAUUUUGAAAGGCCCGAAAAACCGGUCGUUGGCCCCGGUGAAAGGGCUCCGAUUGUUCGUCAUCCUGAUAACCUAUUCCCUGAAGGUGAUUUUGAGCAAAGACCAAAAGACAAAGUAAUUCCAAAAGGUGAACGAGCACCAGUUGUAAAACCAAAAGAUAAUCUGUACCCAGAGGGUGAGUUUGAAAAACGUCCAACGAACGACUUCCUCCCCAAAAAGGGUGAACGGGCCCCUAUUGUUAUUCCACAGGACAACUUGAAACCUGAAGGAGAGUUUGAAGGCAGACCAAAGCCCAAGGAAGGACCAACGUAUGGUGAACGAGCUCCUGUGGUAAAGCCGAAGGAUAACCUUUAUCCGGAGGGUAAAUUUGUCCGACCUGAACCAGAAUACGCUCCAACUCAUGGAGAGAGAGCACCGACAAAGAAAUAUCCUGACAAUCUGAAACCUGAAGGAGAUAUUGACUUCCCGAUCAGAGAGGCCCCAAAACCGACCAAAGGAGAUCGAGCACCAGUGAAGAAGCCUAAGGAUAAUUUGUAUCCAGAAGGUGAAUUCCAAAAGCGACCAAAAGAAGAACUCCCUCGUGGUGAACGAGCACCGGUUGUGAAACCAAAAGACAAUCUUUGGCCUGAGGGAGAGUUUGAAAAGCGACCAACGAAUGACUUUCCUCCUAAAAAGGGGGAAAGAGCCCCGAUUGUUAUACCAAAAGACAAUUUGAAACCAGAGGGUGAAUUUGAAGGUCGACCGAAACCAAAAGACGAACCUAUCUACGGAGAAAGAGCACCAGUUGUAAAGCCAAAGGACAACUUAUAUCCAGAAGGCAAAUUCGUUCGACCAGAACCGGAAUACGCUCCAACUCAUGGAGAACGAGCACCCACGAAAAAAUACCCUGAUAAUUUGAAACCCGAAGGUGAUAUUGAUUUCCCAAUGCGAGAAGCUCCAAAACCAACGAAAGGCGACCGGGCACCAGUGAAAAAGCCGAAAGAUAAUUUAUAUCCAGAAGGAGAGUUUCAGAAGCGACCAAAAGAGGAACUUCCAAGAGGUGAAAGAGCACCAGUGGUCAAACCGAAAGAUAAUCUUUGGCCAGAGGGCGAAUUUGAAAGGCCCCCUCUGCCAGAAUACUCAUCUGUUAAGAGACCUGAACCAUUCAAACCUUCAGAUAAUCUUAAACCUGAGGGUGAAUUUGAGAGACCGCAGCCAAAGAAGGUUGGUCCUGGUGAACGAGCUGACAUCAUUAAACAUCCAGAUAACUUAAAACCCGAGGGUGAGUUUAUUGGUAGACCAAAACAAGAACCCGUGCCGACAUAUGGUGAAAGAGCUCCAGUGGUAAAACCUAAAGAUAAUCUUUACCCUGAGGGUGAUUUUGUUCGACCAGAGCCAGAAAUUACGCCAACUAAAGGUGACCGAGCCCCUACCAAAAGGCAUCCUGAUAAUUUGAAACCUGAGGGAGAAUUUACUGGAAGACCGAAGGACGAUUUUAAACCAACCAAAGGAGAGCGGGCGCCCACGAAAAAACCACAAGACAAUCUAUUCCCAGAGGGUGACUUUGAACGGCCUGAACCCGUGAAAUAUGGACCCGGAGAGCGGCCAAAACCAGUGAAGCCAUCAGAUAAUCUCAAACCUGAGGGCGAUUUUGAGAGACCAGUGAAAGAAGCAUUCAAACCAGCAGAGAGGCCAAAGCAAGUAAAGCCUGAAGACAACUUACGUCCAGAAGGUGACUUUGAAAGACCAGUGAAACAACCAGUGGGUCCUGGUGAGCGAGCUCCAAUUAUCAAGCACCCGGAUAACUUGAGACCAGAAGGAGAUUUCGAAAGGCCAGAAAAGGAUCAAUUCAAACCUGCUGAGAGACCUAAACCAGUGAAGCCCACCGAUAAUCUGAAACCAGAGGGUGAAUUUGAGAAACGCACUCCAACUAAAGUAGGGCCCGGUGAACGUGCUCCUAUCAUCAAGCAUGAAGAUAAUUUACGUCCUGAGGGAGACUUUGAAAGACCUGAGAAAGAAGGAUACCGACCGGCUGAAAGGCCAAAACCAAUCAAGCCCUCAGAUAAUCUUAAGCCUGAGGGUGACUUUGAUCGUCCAGUUAAAGAAAAAGUUGGACCAGGUGAACGAGCUCCAAUUAUUAAACAUCCUGACAACCUUCGUCCAGAAGGAGACUUUGAGAGACCAGAGAAGGAUCAGUUUAAACCGGCUGAACGACCAAAGCAAGUAAAGCCUACUGAUAACUUGAAACCAGAGGGCGACUUUGAAAGACCUGAAAGAGAGGGAUUCAAACCAGCUGAACGCCCUAAACAAGUUAAACCCUCUGAUAACUUGAAACCAGAGGGAGACUUCGAAAGGCCAGAAAAGGAAAAGUUCAAACCAGCAGAGCGGCCUAAACAAGUCAAACCAUCAGACAAUUUAAAACCAGAGGGUGACUUUGAGAGACCUGAAAAGGAAAAGUUCAAACCAGCAGAGCGGCCUAAACAAGUCAAACCAUCAGACAAUUUAAAACCAGAGGGUGACUUCCAGCGACCACAGAAGGAAGAGUUCAAGCCGUCAGAAAGGCCAAAACAGGUGAAACCAUCUGACAACCUAAAACCAGAAGGUGACUUUGAGCGACCAGAAAAGCAGGAAUACAAACCAGUUGAAAGACCGAAACAAGUGAAACCUGUUGAUAACUUAAAAACGGAGGAAGGCAUAAUAGAAACAGUGCGGAGCAGGGACGAUUAUCAAGUUGUUAAGGGUGAGCGAGUUGACAUCGUAAAACACGAAGACAACUUGAGAGUCGAAGGAACAUUUGAAACCCGACGCUCUCGUGAUGACUAUGCCGCAGUUCGAGGUGAAAGAGUUGAAAUUACUCGUCAUGAGGACAAUUUACACUUGGAAGGAGAAUUUGUUGAUGUAAGGCGAAGAGAUGACUACAAUGUUGUACGUGGAGAAAGAACCGAAAUUGUGAGACAUGAAGAUAAUUUGAUAAUCGAAGGAGAUUUCACAGAUUCCAGGACUAGUGAUGACUUUAGACCGAAACCGAUAGAAAAAGUCACACCAGUCAAGCAUCCGGAUAAUCUAAAACCAGAGGGAGACUUCGAACGGCCAGAAAAGAAGCAAUUCAAACCCGCAGAGAGGCCUAAACAAGUUAAACCUACGGAUAAUUUACGGCCUGAAGGUAAUUUUGAAAGACCGGAAAAGGAUCAAUUUAAACCUGCCGAAAGACCGAAGCAAGUAAAACCAACGGACAACCUUCGUCCUGAGGGAGACUUUGAAAGACCAGAAAAAGGACAUUUUACACCUGCAGAGAGACCAAAACAAAUUAAACCUCAAGAUAAUCUAAAACCGGAGGGUGACUUCGAUCGACCAGUCAAAGAGAAGGUUGGACCAGGUGACAGAGCCCCUGUUGUUAAACGACCUGACAAUUUGAAACCUGAGGGUGAAUUUGAGCGUCCAGAAAAAGAAACCUAUAAACCCGCAGAGAGGCCGAAACCAGUGAAACCAACGGACAAUCUGAAACCUGAAGGAGAGUUUGAGAAACGUACACCAACUAAGGUUGGACCAGGUGAAAGAGCACCUAUUGUCAAGCAUGCAGAUAAUUUGAAACCGGAGGGCGAAUUUACCAAGAGGCCGAAAGAGGUAGCUCCAGUUAAAGGUGAAAGAGCGCCCGUAGUAAAACCAAAAGAUAACCUAAAAACUGAAGGUGAAUUCCAUGAUUAUAGGUCAACAGAUGAGUACAAGAUAGUGAAAGGAGAAAGAGCCGAGCGAGUUGCACAUGAGGAUAAUCUGAGAAUUGAAGGAGAAUUUACUGAAUGGAGAUCAAAAGAGGAUUAUCAGAAUGUGGUCGCUGAGCGAAGAAAAGUCAUAAAACACGAGGAUAACCUAAAAGUAGAGGGAGAAUGGGAAAUUCAUCGAUCGAGGGACGACUUUACAGCAACUCGCGGCGAAAGGGUCGAGGUAGUUAAACACGUCGACAACCUUCACGUUGAAGGUGAAUUCAUCGAGUCCAGGUCCAGAGAUGAUUAUAAAUACGUGACUACAGAAAGACCAAAGUGGGUGAAACAUCCAGACAACCUGAGACCAGAGGGUGAUUUUGAACGCCCAGUCCUCAAGGAAGUUGGUCCCGGUGAGCGUGUUAAACCUAUCAAACCAACAGAUAAUCUCAAACCUGAGGGCGAAUUUGACCGUCCUAAACCAACUCAGUACAGCCCUGCUGAAAAACCAAAAAUUGUAAAACACCCAGAUAAUCUUAAACCCGAAGGAGAAUUUGAGAGGCCUAAGACUCAAGGAUAUACACCAGGAGAAAGAGCUCCAGUCGUCAAACACCCUGAUAAUUUGAAGCCAGAAGGGUCAUUCGACCGUCCAACGAAGGAAAAACUGGGUCCCGGAGAGAGGCCAAAACCUGUAAAACCAACAGACAAUCUAAAGCCCGAAGGAGACUUUUUCAGACCAAAAGACUCCCCGAUUGGUCCGGGAGAAAGAAGGCAACCAAUAAGGCAUCCGGACAACCUACGACCAGAGGGUGAUUUUGAAAGACCAUCCAAAUCCCCAGUUGGACCUGGUGACCGAGCUCCGAUCAUCAAACAUCCAGACAACUUAAAACCAGAAGGAGACUUUGAAAGGCCAACUCCGCAGAAAUUUGGUCCUGGAGAACGUGCUCCUAUUGUCAAACACCCCGACAACUUACGUCCGGAGGGAGACUUUGAGCGUCCAACGCCGCAAAAGGUGGGGCCAGGUGAGAGGCAGAAACCGAUUCGUCAUCCCGAUAAUUUGAAAUUAGAAGGUGACUUUGAAAAGAGGACGCCUGGAAAAGUUGGACCGGGUGAUAGAGCUCCAAUCGUAAAACAUAAGGAUAACUUAAAACCAGAGGGCGAAUUUCAAGGUAAACCAAAAUCGAAGGAUGAUUUUGUGCCAACAAAAGGCGAUAGAGAACCAGUGCGGAGACCAAAAGAUAAUUUGCAAAUCGGAGGCGGAGAAUUUUACGGAAUUUCAACUCAAAAAACACAAUACACAGCUGUUGUUGGUGAAAGAGCUGAAACGAAAAAGUAUGAAGACUCCUUACAAAUUGGCAAUGGAAAGAUGGAGGUUAAAACUACAUCAAAGGAAACUUAUCAAGUUCAAAAGACUGAGCAAACUCCAUCUCGAGUUGUCAAUAAGAGGCGUCAUGUUGAGUCACAAAUAACAUUAGGAGAUGACAAAUCUACAAUGGCUCAAUACAACCGCAAAAAUUAUUCCUCUGAAAGAGAUCAAACAAUCGCACACAAAGAAACCAAUAACACAACACAUCAAAGAAUCGAACGGAGAAACACAUAUACAGCGUCGGAUAAAGAACAAACUAACCAAACCUCCAUCAACAAAGUUCACUCCGAUAGUCAGACUAGACUCAAUGGAUCCGUUCAUGAGAUUACAAGAACUGCUCAAUCGCAGGUGAACGAGAAACAUCAAGUACACCACGCAACAAGGUCAGAAGUUUCAAGAAAGGUGGAACAAAGCCGACAACACCACGAAACUCGCUCAUCUCAUACAGACCUCUCCCAGACACGUCAACACCAUGAAACGCGCGCAUCGCAUACGGAUCUGUCUAAAUCUCUACAACAAACUAGAGAACAUCACGAGACCAAAAAUAUGCAACAAAUUCAAAGUCACCGCGAAGUCCAUCCUACGCCCCACACAUGCCCGGUACAUCGACACCACGAAACACACGCGCAAAGCUCCAGAACGGAAAGUUCUCAGAGUAUGACCUCAGAGCAUCACGUGAAACAGCAACAUACGGGACAACAAAUAUUGAGAAGUGAGACAACUACUAGACAAAUCCAAUCACAGCCUCGUAGGUCAGAUUCAACAUGGAGCGUGCAAUCAUCUCAAUCCAAUGGUUUACGAUCUUCCCAUGGAUCGUCAUCUAACAUUCAUUCUAGCUCUCAAAUAGCGCAAACUCUAAAGCAAGACAACUCAACUAGUCAAAAAGCUCUUUCAUCCGUCAGAACAUCCGGACAGACCUACGUAAGUUCUCGAGAGCAAAGAGCUCAAUCAAUGGAAUCGACCGUGCAGUCACAGAAGCAGAGUCAAAUGUAUUCGAGCACCAGCAAAUCGAUACUGAAUCUUUCUGGAGGAUCUGAAACUAGAAACUAUGUCAGACCAAGCAAUGACGAACAUCAACACCAUCGGAAAAAUGUGAUCAGCAACACCUCAGCGGACGUUCAAAAUUCUCUACUCACCCGAAGAUCCGAUGUUAAAUCGGCAGAGGCAUUGCAUACAAUAUCAUCUGCUGCUGUUGAGCAACGCCGAAGUGUCUUGAAUUUGGACAACCAGUUUACAGGACAAGUUAAAUCAAGUGAUAGACAAAGUCUGAGUUCUAUGCAUAAGCAAGAGAAAGGAGAUCUUACGACGAAGAAAUCAAGCAAUUUAAACAUAGGUACGACCGGUCGAUUCCAAGGACAAACUGAGUCUAAAGGAUACGGAAAUUUCACCGCGACCGAACGCGUAACGCGAGUUAAACAGGCCAACACCUCUCAUUUCACGAUAGGAGAGGAAUACUCUCGUCAAGAUAGUGGAGUCACCCAGUAUAGAAAAGAGUUCCUACCCAAAGUCCAGAAACCGUGCCCAGUACCUUUGAUUACUAAGACUGAAACUGAGUACAGACAUACGAGAGAUACUAAAGCUCACAAGUAUUACAUGCCAAAACGCAGGGAUUAAAAAGUAUCGACUUUUCUACCCUUUGGACAUGUCUCCUUUAGCAUGAAAACGUUUUAGGGAGUGUAAAUAAAAAAUAACAAUAACUCGAUAGCUCCGUUGCCGGGGCCUAUAAAUUUUAAGACGAUUUGCUUGUGCGUUUUUCAACCUCCACUAUUCUGUAUUACUAUGAUUUUCAAAUGUCCGUCUAAAAUUAUUUUGCAAUAUGGAUCAUUAUGCCUAGUCUUUGAUCCUGCCUUUUGUAUGUUAACAUGUAAUUCACUGUCUUAUUUUGAUUGAGAAAAUAUUAUUUUUAAUGAUUAUUGUUAUUAAUUGUAUAAGAGUUUUAUAAGUAGAUUGAUCGACUGUGAUUAUAAUUUAUAUCAUGAUAGCCUCUCAUUUCAGAGGAUUCUCGGGCAGAAAAUGCUGUCCCAGUAAUAUUUUUUUUACUGUCACACUAGUUUGGAGGUGAUCAUAUAAAAUGACAUGUGAUUGCUUCGACCUAUCUUCCCCUCUCCGUCUAUCUUCAAACUACGACUAUCUUAUGCACUACACGGUUACGUAGGCAUACUUGUCAGCCUGCCUCUUUAAGUUCAUGUUAUAUUUUGCCUGUAGAUUUUUCCGUCCUUACCUAACUUCAAAAACCGACCCGUUUUCGUCACAUGAAGCGUGUUAAGUAAGUAAUCUCCAAUAUGAUACCUAGAUGAAGUUACCUUUCGGACAGUAAACGUACCUACUUGUAAGCUUAAUUGAUGUAUGCUAUUUUCCACCCUAGACCUUUUCAUAUUUUAGCUGAAUCUAUUCUUAAUUUCCUCCUGAAAUGUAAAUAUAUGGAUAAUUUAAAUAUGUAGAUCCAGGGGAAUCAUUACGCAAUAAUUAGAAUUACAUUAAACGUGGAAAUGACCUCUUCAUCUUAUUAAUCAUAGAACGCAAUGUCACUCAAUGAUUCUAUAAUUUUCGCAUUGGCUGUGAUUAUUAACCAUUCACAAUGAUUAGAAGAUGCAGCAAAUCCCAUUAUGCUUAGACAAUAAAAGAGAAAACUACAAAAAAAAACAAAAUAUUAAAAAUAUAGUAAGUCGAAUGAUUAAUAGCAUUUCUUUUCUGAAAAAGGUCAAACUGAUUUUUGCCUCCUGCUUCAGAGUUAUUUUUUUGUAAUACGCUUCCUAAAAAUUUAUUCAGCUUUUGCAAGAAUCUUAAGUAGGUAUAAGUAAAAUGUGUCUUGUUAAUUUAUUAUAUCACCAAGUAAAUAUUAAUUUUUAACCGAUAAUUGUAUUUAUGCAAAGGGUAGUGACUUACGUACGGAACUUAUUCCAUCUGUCCAUGCAGAAAAAUACCAAUUGGCAGACAAAUUUCAAAUUUAUUUGAAGAAUUCUCGAGUAAAGAAUAUAUUCUUGACAGAUCCUGCCAUUAUACAAUCUUUUGACGAAGGAGAUCCAAAAGUCGUAAAUGAUUUCUUGAGUUUGUCAUCUUAAAAUUUUUAUUGAACAGUUAUGUUUUUUUUGUUAUAAAAUAUAAAACAUGUUAAGUAAGCAUUGCUAUCAUUAGUCAGGUUAAAUAGAGCUUAAAUAUUAAAAACAUGUUGCCAUUUUUUUGUUAUCAAAUACUAUUGAGUUCGUGUUCAAAUUGAGAACUAGGCUCACGCAUAAGAAAAGUUAUACAGUUUAUAAUGAAAUUUGUUCAUGGAUCAAAUCACGAAAGUAAUACUAAUCAUGUAAAGACUAUUGUUAGUUAUUAUUUAGGAAUUAAGUGAUGUAGCAUGAAUACGUAGUAGAUGUAAUGGAUGUGAUUAUGAAACUUCAUUCAAACUUAAUUAUUUUCAAUUCUCCGUCUAAGAAGAGCUGGGUCUUUUCCUAGGCAAGGGGAGUAAUUGAGGAGAAGUAUUCCAAAGAGAAUUAAAACAUUUAGUUUUCUUCUAAAAUCAUAUCAUUUCUCGUACAUAUACCUCGAACGUAGAAAAAGGAGGACUCGCUCUCCUGCGCUCUUCCUAAUUCAUUAAUCGCACUGAAAAUCAAUUCAUCUUUGCGAGAUGGAAAAUUUAAUGAUCGUGGAAAUUUUUUCUUUCCUAUUCUUUCUCUUUUUGAUCGGACAACUUCUCAAACAAAACUUAUUUCAUUGCUGCUGCUGAUACUGCUACCUACCUACCUAACUGCUAUUAUUCCCACUUACUUGCUUUUUGAAAUGACAGAAAAAAUCGUAAGGGAAUACUGUUUGAUUAUCUCUUGGUUGCCUUUAACUAUUUUUGUGAUAAGCAAUUAAACUUGACAAAAUAUACUUUGAAAAAAUGGCCUUAAGGUAGUAUUUGGAAACAGAUCUUAUAGUGUACGUGUAUUUGGAUCCACGAAAAUCUUCCUUUUUCUGGUUGAAAGUUGUAUUUUUAUAAAUUAUAAUUUUUUAGGAAUAAAUUUUUUUUACGUUA
This is a messenger RNA of Bemisia tabaci, 17623 nucleotides long. RefSeq names its product SAXO downstream of blistered (gene Sdb). The record is from RefSeq and is a predicted model, not a curated record. Gene Ontology annotation, molecular function: microtubule binding. NCBI's taxonomy places the organism in Eukaryota, Metazoa, Arthropoda, Insecta, Hemiptera, Aleyrodidae. Gene Ontology annotation, cellular component: centriole; axonemal microtubule; sperm flagellum.